UGACUGGAAACAUGCUAGUUUGUGUGUCAAAGAAUAUUUUCAAUGAUUUGAAGAAAUUAAAGAAGUUUAGAUUAUCUACAGAUUUUAUUCCUUGCACUUGCAACAACAUGUGGUUGUAUACCUGGCUUUCCAAAAGUACAGUUUUUGAUGAGACAAGAAAGGACUGUUCCCUCGUCUGCCCACCUAAAGAAGUUCCAGCGCUAGAAUCAGAAAACGAGUGCAAUCUAGAGAUGUGUCCGGAUAAAUGUUCCUGCAAGGAUAGAAUUGUCAGAUGUGGAGGAUUAAAUAUAACUAAUAUUCCACAAUAUAUGUCUCCUCUUUCCAAACAGCUGUAUUUAGGUAAUUAAAUUAUUCCAAAAAUA
Messenger RNA from Eurytemora carolleeae, 362 nucleotides. RefSeq names its product slit homolog 1 protein. Bases 12 to 347 code for a protein of 111 amino acids. The transcript is spliced from 4 exons. The record is from RefSeq and is a predicted model, not a curated record. Lineage: Eukaryota; Metazoa; Arthropoda; Copepoda; Calanoida; Temoridae.